CUUCUCCGCUCCCGGCCUGAGAUGGCGGCGUGGGUGAGCCUGGAGCCCGCGGGCCGCUGCGCCUGGGACGAGCCGGUGCGCAUGGCCGUGCGCGGCCUGGCUCCGGGGCAGCUGGUCACGUUGCGCGCGUCCCUGCGCGACGAGAAGGGCGUGCUCUUCCGGGCUCACGCGCGCUACCGCGCGGACGUCAACGGCGAGCUGGACCUGGCGCGCGCGCCCGCGCUGGGGGGCAGCUUCGUGGGGCUCGAGCCCAUGGGACUGCUCUGGGCGCUCGAGCCAGAGAAGCCUUUUUGGCGUUUCCUAAAGCGGGACGUGCGCACGCCGUUCGUGGUGGAGCUGGAGGUGCUGGACGGCCACGACCCCGAGGCCGGGCGGCUGCUGUGCCGGGCGGAGCACGAACGCCACUUCCUGCGACCCGGGGUGCGGCGGCUGCUGCUGGGGGUCACAGAAGCUGACCUAUGUCCAGGCCUGAAGAUCUCUACAGGCACCUGCCUGCUGGUUGUAAGCAGAAUAGUGACAGUCAAGGCUAUUGCCAUGCUGCCCUUCUCCACUGUUCUGGGCACAGUGGACCCCUUCACUGCAUAUGUGGGACCUGGACCCUUCCCAGGGAUCAUUGACAUCUUUGGUGUUGGAGGAGGCCUGUUGGAAUACCGAGCUGGUCUCUUGGCUGGCCAUGGCUUUGCAGCAUUGGCUCUGGCUUAUUAUGACUUUGAAGAUCUCCCAAAAGAAAUGGAUGACUUACAUCUGGACUACUUUGAAGAAGCUCUGUGCUACAUGCUUCAGCACCCCCAGAUAAAGGGCCCAGGCAUUGGGCUUCUGGGCAUUUCUCUAGGGGCUGAUAUUUGUCUCUUGAUGGCUUCAUUCUUGAAGAAUGUCUCAGCUACAGUUUCUAUCAAUGGAUCUGUGUUCAGUGGAAGCAGAGCCAUACACUACAAGGAGACUAGCAUCCCACCAUUGGGCCAUGACCUGAGGAGAAUCAAGGUAGCUUUCUCAGGUCUGCUGGACAUUGUAGACAUACGGAAUGACAUCAUAGGAGGGUGUGAGCACCCCAGCAUGAUUCCGAUAGAGAAGGCCCAGGGGCCCAUCCUCUUCAUUGUUGGUCAGGAAGACCAUAACUGGAGAAGUGAGGUGUAUGCUCAAACAGCAUCUGAGCGGUUACAGGCCCAUGGAAAGGGAAAGCCCCAGAUCAUCGCUUACCCUGGGACUGGGCAUUACAUUGAGCCGCCUUACUUCCCCAUGUGCCCUGCUUCCCUUCACAAAUUACUAAACAAACCUGUGAUGUGGGGUGGGGAGCCCAGGGCUCAUGCUAAGGCCCAGAUAGAUGCCUGGAAUCAAAUACUAUCCUUCUUCCGCAAACACUUGGGAGGUACCGAGAAGAAAACUUCCCCCAAAUUGUAAUGUUUUUGUCUGUUGUUGGCUUGAGAUGGUCACAGGCAGAUUCUAGUUCCAAUGACUUUAUGUGAAUCACUUGUCCCCUGGAUAAUAUUAAAGUUAUGUAUUUGGCAUUAAUGGUGUAUUUUAGGUAA
Molecule: messenger RNA, 1526 nt
Organism: Tupaia belangeri chinensis (Chinese tree shrew)
Lineage: Eukaryota; Metazoa; Chordata; Mammalia; Scandentia; Tupaiidae
Gene: ACOT4
Product: acyl-CoA thioesterase 4
Exons: 4
Coding region: 22-1398 (458 amino acids)
Biological process (GO): acyl-CoA metabolic process; fatty acid metabolic process
Cellular component (GO): peroxisome
Molecular function (GO): fatty acyl-CoA hydrolase activity
Source: RefSeq, a predicted model, not a curated record